Drosophila ficusphila is the source of this 2018-nucleotide messenger RNA. It is a transcript of the gene Septin1, whose product is annotated as septin-1. The coding region runs from base 102 to 1187 and encodes 361 amino acids. Gene Ontology annotation, molecular function: molecular adaptor activity; GTPase activity; GTP binding. The transcript has 5 exons. The record is from RefSeq and is a predicted model, not a curated record. Gene Ontology annotation, cellular component: septin ring; microtubule cytoskeleton; septin complex. Lineage: Eukaryota; Metazoa; Arthropoda; Insecta; Diptera; Drosophilidae. Gene Ontology annotation, biological process: cytoskeleton-dependent cytokinesis; regulation of exocytosis.
GCGGUACAUUUUCGUAUCUGUACCGCGGUCACACUAAGUUGCGCUGCUAUUUUGUUCGUCAUUACGUUGAUUUCUUCGUUCGUUUCGUGUUUUAUUUUAAAAUGGCCGAUACAAAGGGCUUUUCCAGCAUUGAGACCCCCGGCUACGUGGGCUUUGCCAACUUGCCCAACCAGGUGCAUCGCAAGUCCGUGAAGAAGGGCUUCGAGUUCACACUAAUGGUGGUGGGCGAGUCCGGACUGGGCAAGUCUACGCUGGUCAACAGCCUCUUUCUCACGGAUCUCUAUCCGGAGCGCAUCAUCCCGGAUGCCAUAGAGAAACAAAAGCAGACGGUGAAGUUGGAGGCCUCGACGGUGGAAAUUGAGGAGCGGGGCGUUAAGCUGCGACUGACGGUUGUGGACACGCCCGGAUUCGGCGAUGCCAUUGACAACUCCAACAGCUUUGGAGCCAUCCUCGAGUACAUCGAUGAGCAAUACGAGCGCUUCCUGCGCGACGAAAGUGGCCUCAAUAGACGCAACAUUGUAGACAAUCGCAUUCAUUGCUGUUUCUACUUUAUUUCGCCCUUUGGGCAUGGCCUAAAACCCCUUGACGUGGAGUUUAUGAAGAAGUUGCACUCCAAAGUUAAUAUUGUGCCCGUGAUCGCCAAGGCAGAUUGCUUAACAAAAAAGGAGAUUCUGCGACUCAAGUGCCGCAUCAUGCAAGAGAUCGAGAGCCACGGCAUCAAGAUUUACCCACUGCCAGACUGUGAUUCCGACGAGGAUGAGGACUAUAAGGAGCAGGUGAAGCAACUGAAGGAAGCUGUGCCUUUCGCCGUCUGCGGCGCCAACACCCUGCUCGAGGUCAAGGGCAAGAAGGUUCGAGGUCGCCUCUACCCGUGGGGCGUGGUCGAGGUUGAAAAUCCCGACCACUGCGACUUCAUCAAGCUGCGCACUAUGCUGAUCACCCACAUGCAGGACCUUCAGGAGGUGACGCAGGAGGUGCAUUACGAGAACUACCGCUCCGACCGACUGGCCAAGGGCAUUAAGGGCAAGGAGAACGGCGUGAAGGCCGAGCGGGAUAGCACCUCGCAGGUGGUGGCGAACAGCGUGCUCGGCGAGAAGGACCGCAUUUUGCAGGAAAAGGAGGCCGAGCUGCGGCGCAUGCAGGAGAUGCUCGCCCAGAUGCAGGCGCGCAUGCAGGCCCAGCAAUAAGUAGGCGGGUAUAUAUUAUAUACAAGCCCUAAAUGAAGGCGGCAAUCUAUAGUUAUACACAGAAGUCGUAUAUAUAUAUAUAUACACAACAUAUAUUUUGUACGCAGAUUUUAGUUGCGAUCGCGCUUUAAUUCUACUCUCAAUUGUAAAACGACGGGCGCUAAGUAUUCUGUAUUAAUUUCGCAUUCUCCAUAUACAUAUAUAUUCGUAGGACUUAGGUAUACACACCCUUUAAAUUUAUACAACAUACACCUGCCGCGUAUGCAAAACGUCUGCAAUGCAAUUGCUCCAUCAAAAACAAAACAAAACCAUCAGCGAACUCACAUCAUAUCACUCCUAUCAAGCGAAACACACAUGAAAACAACUGUAUUCCUACUAUGUAUUUAGAAGCGAUUAACAAUGGAUUAUUAUUGUACUCUGCAUUUAAGCUAAGCAAAUCCAACCCGACUUAUAUUGCAUGUUGAUUAAUUUUUGUCUGUUUACCUUCUGUGUAGUUUCAAAGCGAGCGAAUUAUUUAGGUUAUACUUACAUGUGCGUAGCAGCCUUCCGCUCCGAUUUUACUCAACAACCAUGGGGUGUUCUCCUUCAGUUCCGCCCGAUUCCUAAGCACGAUCUGAUUGAACAAGCAGUGAUCCCUUCCUAGGCGGCUCCAGGAUCCCGUGGUUAGUUGUAUACACUCGGCUUGGCAGACUGCCCGCUAAAAAGUGCACUCCUCGAACGUAUAAAACAAAACCAAAAUGAGAAAUCUCUUUUAUUAUGUAUAUGAAGUCUUUUUUAACCCAAUAUAAUCCUCUAUGAAUACAUAUAUAUGCUUUUUAUACAAUUUGUAAA